Molecule: messenger RNA, 2668 nt
Organism: Aspergillus aculeatus ATCC 16872
Lineage: Eukaryota; Fungi; Ascomycota; Eurotiomycetes; Eurotiales; Aspergillaceae
Exons: 3
Coding region: 108-2324 (738 amino acids)
Biological process (GO): cytoskeleton-dependent cytokinesis
Cellular component (GO): septin ring; cell division site; septin complex
Molecular function (GO): GTP binding; GTPase activity; molecular adaptor activity
Source: RefSeq, a predicted model, not a curated record
CCCCCCGCCCCACCACCACCACCACCACCACGACGGUAUGGGUAUAUAUUCUACUUGGGCAUUUACUCUUUUUAUCUGGUGAUUCACAACUAUUGCUUUGCCCCACGAUGAGGCCACCGGUGCCGGACCUUGCGGUACCGCGAUCCCGCAAAGCCUCGCUUGAUCAGCAGUGGUCCGAUCCCCGCAGUACCGCCCCCGCUACCUUCUUCCUGGCCCGCAGCAGCAGUCAUACCACCGAUAUCGAUAGGGAGCUUUUCCCCGACCAAGUUGAACGUCCCGCGGAGAAUCUAUAUGGGGUACAGAGUCUGGAGGAAACGGAUAUUUCAAAAGACAUUAUUUCGAAUUUGUCUUGCAACCGCCAGCCUGACCUGGAGGAGUCUGUCACCCGCACUCAUAAGCCUCUGGUUCGAGAUGAGGAAGAGGAGCGUGAAGCCCGCCAGACAAUCCGUCGCAGGUCGACCUUGAAGCCUUCAGAUAUGCUUACUACCAGCUCAGUAAAACCCUUUCGGCCUUCUCCUGAGGAACUUUCCUCGCGACCGUUGACCCCUUUGACUUUCGAUAACCCGGAUGACCACUCAUCCCUGCCAAGUAGUCCCCGAUCCAUUUCUAAUCAUUCCAUGCGCCAUCUUGAUGAUAUUUCAAUCAACGAUGAUUUGAGUAGUCAGGCUGUGGCCUCCGGAGAAGAAGAAGAAGAAGAAGAGAAAGAAGAAGAUGAUGGUGAUGACGACUAUCGCAUAGCGCAUUAUCCUGUUUCAGACAACACCUCCCAACUGAUCAUGCCAAGCAUCAAGAUGCCCAGUCGGAAACCCUUCACAGAUCGUGGGAAGGCUCUAGGUCGAUUGAAGGUUUUGAUUGCAGGUUCAUCUGGGUUGGGAAAGUCGUCUCUCAUCCAGUCUAUAGUUCAGGCCUGCGAUGACAUUGUGCACAUGGACGAUUUUGCCUCGGCCUCCCCUACUAAAAUAUCACGGCCAUCCAUUAAAUCUUCUCGGACGUCCCACAACUUCAGGUCUCCACAAGUGGCCAUCACGGAAAUAUACGCUAGUACCAAGCCCUAUCCGUCGUGGUGGUCGGAUUUGGAGGACUCGCGUGUGCUCCGGCGGAGGAAAAGCACAGGCGAUGUUGUUCUGGAGCGCAACAUUUGCUUUGUAGAUACUUCAGCCACGUCUAUGGGUCGAUCGGAGCAGACCGAUUCGGUCAUACAAUAUAUCCGCCAGCAACUGUCUCGAGCAACCACCGCCAUCGAUGCCCUGAACCAUGAUUUCCAGAAUUUACUUGCUGGCAACGGUGGGACCCAAGUGGAUGCUGUUCUUUACCUCAUCUCCGAAGAAACCCUCCUCGCCGAUAUGGAGUGCAUUCAAAGGCUCUGUGAUUGGACCAAUGUCAUUCCCCUCAUCGCUAAAUCAGACCUUUUGACCGACGAGAAUAUCUUCGCUUUAAAGUCUUCAUUCCGGAAGCACGCUCAGAAAUUGUCCAUCAAGCCUUUUCUUCUCGGCGACUCCAGCACAGACACGGAAGACAUCCAUGGUCACCUACCUUUCGCGGUAUCUUCCGCCAAAGCCAGUAACGACGAUGUAAUGGAUGCCAGCACCCUUAUGAGCCCAGACUAUGUCCAACCUCUGGUACCCUCGGAACUCAUGUUGCUGGUUCGACGAGUCUUUGAUAGGGAGAACGUUGCCUGGAUGCGCCAUUCAGCUGCAAAGAAGCUAGCCCUUCAACAGCAGAAAAGAUUUUCGCAGGAGCAGCUGCAGCAGGAGGAGCAGAGUCAUCUCCCUCUGAGCGCUCUCACACUCGCACACAGUGUUCACCGCGGCUCUGCCACAUACACCAUGGCUCGGCUCGCGGACCACACCCGUCAGGAGGAGCGCUUGGCUCGUGUGCAGCUGGCCAGGUGGGCUUCGGAUUUGCAGCAAAGCCUUCAGAACGAACGAGACAGAUACGCCGCGAUGGCCCAGGGCGAACGCGCCAUCUGGCUCACGGAACGUAUCGGGGAGUGUGUCGUUGAGGGAUCGUUGAUUCCAAUCACACAAACCCCGGGCUUCUGCGGCCUCCACAGGCCUACCGAGAAAGCUGGUGGCGGUGGGGUAGUCCGCCGGACUGUUAACGGACACAACGUGGGGUAUCAGGUCGCUCGCCUCAGCCCCCAAGACCCGCUAGGCCUCGUACGAUGGUACGAGGACCUCCGGCGACGUGGGUGGACCGUCGUCCAGGUUGUAGGGAGCUUCGGGGUAAUUGGCGGGCUCGCAUUUUGUUUGGCCAAGGCCUGUGGGUUUCCCUCACGCAACCUGUGCGAAUGGCACCUGGACUGGUACAACACCAGCAACUAAGGAUAAUGCCGUCCGUACCUUCCCGCUUCAGCCUUUCAGUUCAUACUGAUGAACGAGUCCCACCCUUAUAACUCAUUCCCGCAUCACAGCUCCAACAUCCUGGCUUUAUCUUCGCUCUAGACUUCGCUGGACUAUUGCAGUUCUCAAGAAGCGUGCUGCCUUCAUGCCCCUCCCCCUAUUACCCAUCUACAUAUGCUGCUGCCAAGGGGGGCUCAUUGUCCUCAUGUCCUCAUGUCCCAUUAACCCAAUACCAUUCACCUCACUUUGUCUUCGGCGCUUCAAGGUUAUCGGCCCGUGUUAUCAAUUCGCUCUAGCAUAUAUUUGUUCACUGCACUAUCCACCCC